This is a messenger RNA of Ostertagia ostertagi, 528 nucleotides long. NCBI's taxonomy places the organism in Eukaryota, Metazoa, Nematoda, Chromadorea, Rhabditida, Trichostrongylidae. The record is from the annotation of a GenBank genome assembly.
AUGCUUCGGCCAACGAUCGCUUUGCUGAUGGCAAACGUAUGUAAUGCUGCAGCUCCGAAAUCUGUUAGGUUAGAAUGCGGUUCCGACGAGGUGUCAGUUAAUCAGUACAAAAUUGGUAUGAUUAGUGAAAUGAUACAUACCGCAAGUUUGGUACACGAUGAUGUUAUCGACGGAGCGGAUACACGUCGUGGUAAUGCGUCCGUGAAUGCGAUUUGGGGAAAUAAGAUGGCUGUACUAGUUGGAGACUUUAUUCUGGCCCGUGCUACUCAGAUACUGUGCUCUAUUAAUCGGCCAAACGUGAUAGCAGUAAUGGCGUCAAUCAUUGAGGAUUUAGUGAUGGGUGAAUUUAUGCAGAUGACUGAGAAAACGGCUGCGAAUGAAGACAGGAUGCAACAGUACCUGCAGAAGACAUUCAAGAAGACUGCUAGCCUUUUUGCGAAUAGUUGCAAGAGUUUGGUCGAUGACCUAUUGGACUUCAUCGCCUCUGCUGAUAUGAUCGGAAAGCCGGUGGCUGCAGAUCUUGAAGCU